Drosophila eugracilis is the source of this 7769-nucleotide messenger RNA. Its product is annotated as ankyrin repeat domain-containing protein 50. Lineage: Eukaryota; Metazoa; Arthropoda; Insecta; Diptera; Drosophilidae. The record is from RefSeq and is a predicted model, not a curated record. The transcript has 6 exons. Gene Ontology annotation, molecular function: protein binding. The coding region runs from base 981 to 7334 and encodes 2117 amino acids.
UGUUUUUUUUAAUUUCGCUGAAAACGGACGUGUUGUCGGAGACCAUGGGAAAUACAAUUUUGUUCUUAAUUAAUUAGUUUUGACCCGAAAUCGCGUGCAGUUCGUCAGACGGUAAUUCUUCGUUCGAUUUUUACAGCCGCAGGUCGUCUAAUAUCCAGAACUGCUAGAAAAUGCGGCUGGGCCGCAGAAAAAAUUAAGAAAAAUAAAUCGCGUCUAGUGUCGGACGCGUAAAAAUACGUUUUAAAAAAGUGGAAGUUGGAAACCUUGCCCCACAAGGAUCUGAAAGUAAAACAAGAAGAGAUAUCCUGGCCCACGCAGGAUAGCUGUGUGAAGCAAACGAGUGGUUAAGAAGGAGGGGGCAGCUGAAGCAAAAACAGGAUAACAAGACGGAGAAGAAGAAGAAGAAGCAGAAGGCGGUGCCGCAUCUGCCGCAGUCAAAACACAAGAGGAAAUGCAACAAAAGCGAGAUAAAAGUGCAUUCAGCUCAGGGAAAUGUGAAAUGUGAACGAUGUUGCAACGUCGCGCUGCUUGCAUUGCCAAGUAAAAGCAGAAGCAAAGUAAAAGCAGAAUAAAAGCAAAUUCAGAACAAACAAAAUACACAAAGUGUGUGAGCGAGAGCGAAAGAGAGAGAGAGAGAGGGAGUGUUUGGUGUAUCUGUGUUUGGUGCGUUCAUCCAUUCGCGUGUGUGUGUGUGUGUGUCGACAACAAAUUAUCGUUUAAUUUCCUUCGAUUUUGCACAAACAACAAGCAGCGAGAGAGAAAGGGGAUGUCCUUUCCACCACCACCACCCCCUAAGGUCAUAGGUUACAAGCCAGGAGUCAACCGAGCGGCUUAAGUGAAAGGCAGAGGCACACAGAGCAAAAAGCCAACGAACCCGCUUCUGGGAGCAGACAGUCGGCAAACGGAUUACGCACAUCCUGCAGAGGAGCUCUCUGUAGCUGAAAACCAGCCAUCAGCUAGCAGCUAGCAGCCAAGCCACAAUGUCUAAGCACACGGACAACGAUAAUCUGCGCAAUGACAUCUACGAAAAUCUGCCCUGUCAGGCGAUGUACAACGAUUCGGUGCGCAAGAUGCAGCAGCAGAAAUCAUCCACGCCGACAGCCAACAGUAACCCCAAUGCCAACUCCAUUGGGAAUUGCAACUCCACGCCGGCGAUUAACAAGAACCAUCCGCCGCCUGUGACCAACAUGCCCAAGGAGAUGUUGUAUGCGACACCUCUGAGGAAAUCUGAUCGCUACAAGAGUGGAGAAAGGAGUCGCCACGCGGCUACAGGAAAUCCGGAGACGAAGCUGUCAAACUAUCGGGACUCGAAUCGAUUGGCCAGCGCUCGCAACGGAAAUCCAGUGCAGAUCACUGAUCUAGACGCGGAUGAGGAUGACGGCCAGGGCGAUGGUGUGGAUGGCUGUGCUUCUACCAGUGCUUUGGUAGGUGGCUCCAAAUAUAGCAAUCAGCCACCUAGUGGCACGGCCAACCAGCAUCUCGAAGAUCGACGUAUCCUCAAUUUCCUUAAGGACACUACACAACUUCAGAAGAAACUCGAGAUCACCGGACGCGACUGUCCCAAUGCCAGUUUUUCGAAUUUGGCACGCGAGGAACAUUUCGCCAACUUGGUGCAGCAGAAUUUUCCGCAGGAUGUGGCUCAUCAUUUGAAUGGUGAAACCAACGGUGGAUCCGCACCAGAAGAAGAUGGUCACGAAGCCGCUGGAGGACCAAAACCUCAACCAGCUGAGGAUACGGAUGGGAACCUAGAGGCUCUUAUGCAACGAAAGGUGUCCCCGGAUAAGGAAGUCAAUGGUUUGGUUCACAGUGGUGGCCUGGAGCCCAACAAUCGAAUUGUGAGCACCGUUUACAUCCAUCGAGAAUGGGUGCUUAAGAAGAUUGCCCUGUGCUUGGAACAGCGAACUGCGGGCAAGAAGCCAGUACCAGUGGCUUUGGGAGCAGCAUCCUCCAGUUAUGUAUCAGCCAGGGCCAAGGCGGCGGCUAUAUCCAGCUCCAGUUAUAAUGGCUGUUUGGUGCUGGGCUCAAAUGGAUCCGGAAAGACCUCCAUCUGUCAGGCCAUCAUGAAGGGCAACUCUGGAACCAAGGGAAUACUCAACCGUAAGUUGCUGGCCUGCUACCUCAUCGAAUCCCAGAAUCCGGAGUGUCAUAGUCUUUCGCUGUUCAUGCGAAAGAUUGUACUGCAGCUGCUCAGCCAUGCAUCGUUGAUUAGCCGGGAUGAAAGCCAGCGGAUCAUCGAUGAAGGCUUCUCCUUCUUGCGCGAAGAGGCCCAACAGCAGGAGUUCAAACUGGACGAGGCCAUGAACAACAUAAGCCUGAGUGAGAAUGCCGAGGAGUUGCUGAUCGAGGAGCUUAAGAGGGGAGCCAGCGAGUGCGACACCAAAGAGCUGGAUAACUUUCAGGCACAGCGCACUUCCACUGUUAACAAGGCAACUAGGACUAGCCUAACGCGACAGCAAUCGGAGCCGGCUCCAUUGCAAAUCGACGAUGCAGUGAAUCCGGACGAUAAGACUGGCAGCAACUAUGGUACACAUCCACCAAAGCGCGCCUCCCGAGAGAGAGGUGAUGUAGAGCAGGACAAAGACGUGGGCAACGAAAAGGAGCAAAAACAAGCUCAGGAACCAAAAGAGCCUGCCAAGACGAGUCCUGCGAAAAGCAAGUCAAAGAUCCCCGUUAAACGGGGUCGUUCCGGCAGCGGUGUUCUCUCUCCAUCAAAGCUAGCCACCAUCAGCAAUGGUGUCCAGUCGAUUCAGCAGGGUGGUGGCGAGGAUAUAGCUGAUCUCAAUACUGACCAAGAAAAGCACGAAAUCGAAGCGGCCAUCAAGGAUGAUAAGGUGGAAGAACCACAAACCAACAACGAAGACACAGAGGAAGAUAAGCCUGAGGCGGAUAAGGAGCUAAAUGACAUACUAAAAGAGGAGUUGGAUAAAUCCUGCCAGGAAGUCAAGGAGGAGGAACCCAAAGAGGAGGGAAAUGCUGCUGAUUCCAGUACUGAACCUCUUAUUGAUUUUACAGAGACGAAGGUUAAUGGCAAAGGGGAGGAACCACAGCAAGCUCCACCAGUGCCAGGUGAGAAGCCCAGGAUGAGCACCAAUACCCUACCUCCACCUCUGCCCAAAACGAAGAGCUGUCGCACCAUCAUAGCUGAUGGCUAUUACGAGCUGCUGCUCUCCAAUCCGGAGAUCCUCGAGUGCCUCAGUGUAGACAACAUCGAAAAGAAUCCAGAUGAAUGCUUUAAGAAGGCUUUUCUCUUUCCUCUGCUGGAACUGACUCCUCCGAAGACGGCUUUACUCCUGCUGAUUGAUUCCAUUGACGAGAACUACAUCAAUGAGGGAAACCUCAUCUCCACUUUAAAGGGAGGAAGGGGUACGGCAACCAACCACAAGAGUCGCAAUGUAGCUGAGCUGCUCUCGAAUCACAUCCACCUGUUUCCCAAGUGGCUCUUCCUGGUGUGCACCACCAAGAAGCAGACCAAGCAGAUCACCAAGAUGUUCACUGGCUUCAAAAAGAUCACCCUAGACGAUCUACGGAAAUCCCACGUGGUCAAGGACGUUCAGGAGUACAUCAUCAACCGACUGAACUCUGACUUUAAGGACAGCAUCAUGCUGACCAAGGAGAUUAUCGAGUCACUUCAUCAGCUCUACAUCAAGUCGAAUGGAUGCAUUCUCUAUCUGGAGAAGGUUCUUCAUGGCAUCAAGGACAACUUUUUCAGUUUCCGGGAAAUCAAGCUGAUCCCCUGCACUCUGAACGGCCUGUACUUGUACAUUUGCCAGAAGUCCUUCAACAAGAAGCAGUACAUGAAGAUUCGACCUCUAUUAAAUGUCCUGUUAGCCUCCUCCGGCUACGUGGACAAGCUCUUUCUUUUCAACUGCCUACGCACACACAACUACACAAUCGAUUGCCAGGAGUUCGAGAAGCGACUUCAACUGAUGCGCAACAUCCUGGCCUACGACUCCAAUGCACAGCGCCUAAAGAUCUUCCACAACUCAUUUGCCGAUUGGUUGGUAGACGUGAAGUUCGCGACCAAGAAGUUUAUCUGUGACGUGAAUGAGGGCCAUGUGAUGAUCUCCAUGUACUACCUACUAGUUGCGGACACUCUCUGCGCGAAUACAGUUCGAAAGUUUGCUUACCAUCUCAUUCGAUCGGGAGAAUACCUGACCAGCCGGCACGUAGAUCUGGAUCUUAUCCUGAUGCUGUUGGAAUCGCGGCUCAAUUUGAGUGACUGUUUCUACACGAACCAGAUGAACUGCUGUGCCCAGUGCGAACAUGAUUUUAAGUAUGACGGCAACUUCCUACCCAAGACGCGAGCAAUGUUGGAGCGCUUCUUGGCCAGCGAGCUGAGCGAACCUUUUGCCCAGUUCCUCUGCGAUUUCUUCAAGCCUAGCCUACCCACGGACGCCAAGAUGCUGAAGCUACUCAUUGAGACGGGAAUCAACAAUGCCGAAUCCCAGAAUUCCUGCGAAUCAUCGCUUAUGUCACCGGAACUCUCAGAGAAAUCUCAAAAUAUUGACUUUGAGCUGGCCGAUCUCCUUUUAUCUAGCGAGAAGAGCUGCCUGAUGGAGACUCAAAGGGCUGGAAGUCCCUCGGAACACAGUGAGCCGCCGGCUGAGAGCCAGGAUGAGAAUGCUUCGAGUACCCUGCACCAGCUUUCCGAUUCCCAUCACAUUGAGCUGCACAAAGGCAAGGCUCUGAUCCACAUACUGGCUAAUGAUGGUAAUCAUCAGCUGCUGGAGAGGGCGCUCAACGCCUGCAAGAGUCCCAUCGAUCUGGAGAUUGAGGAUUACAAUGGCCAGACGGCCUUGAAUAUUGCCGCGCGAAAUGGUCACCUUGAGGUGGUGAAACUACUGCUCAGUUUCUCCCAGCCCUGUAACGAUGGCACUGGUAGGAUGAAGCGAGUGGAUGUGAACCAUGCCGAUCGCGAUGGCUGGACUCCCUUGAGGUCCGCUUCCUGGGGUGGUCACAGCGAGGUGGUGCGCCUGCUUAUAGCUCAACCAGCUUGUAAAAUUGAUCUUGCGGAUAAGGAGGGGCGUACAGCUUUAAGAGCCGCUGCCUGGAGUGGUCACGAGGACAUCCUAAAGCUAUUGAUCGAGUCGGGUGCAGAUGUCAACUCUGUGGAUCGUCAGGGUCGCACUUCUCUAAUUGCCGCCUCGUACAUGCGACACUAUGAUAUAGUGGAGAUUCUUCUGGAAAAUGGUGCUAAUGUCAAUCACUUGGAUCUGGAUGGACGCAGUGCUCUGUGUGUGGCCGCCCUGUGUGGAUCCUCUGGAUAUAGUAAGGUUAUAUCUACGCUGUUGGAUCAUGGCGCCAAUACGGAUCAACUUGACAACGAUGGCAUGUCACCACUGCUGGUCAGUUCCUUUGAGGGGAACGCCGAAGUGUGCGAGCUGCUCUUGGAGAAUGCCGCGGAUCCGGAUCUGGCUGAUUUCAUGGGACGAACUCCCCUUUGGGCAGCUUGUACGGCUGGACACGCCACUGUGGUCAAGUUGCUGCUGUUCUGGGGCUGUGGCAUCGAUUGCAUGGACUCAGAAGGACGUACAGUGCUAAGUAUUGGCGCAGCCCAGGGAAAUGUGGAAACGGUAAGGCAACUGCUCGAUCGUGGAUUGGAUGAAACGCAUCGGGACAAUGCCGGAUGGACACCACUGCACUAUGCUGCUUUUGAGGGUUUCCACGAGGUGUGCCUGCAACUGCUGGAAUCGGGAGCUAAGAUCGACGAGUGCGACAACGAGGGAAAGACCGCUUUGCAUCUGGCAGCUCAGGAGGGACGUCUUCAUUGCGUCCAAGCUCUGCUUGACAUCCACUCUAGUUUCGUCGAUCAGAAGGCUCACGAUGGAAAGACAGCUUUCCGACUCUCUUGUUUGGAGGGGCACAUGGACACCGUGGAGUUCCUGCUGAAGUUCUGCUGCGAUGUGAACUCCAAGGACGCUGACUCACGCACCACCCUUUACAUCCUGGCGCUGGAGAACAAACUUGAGAUUGUCAAGUACCUGCUGGACAUGACCAACGUGGACGUUAACAUUCCGGACAGCGAAGGCCGCACAGCCCUACAUGUGGCCGCCUGGCAGGGUCAUGCCGAUAUGGUCAAGACCUUGAUCGAGGCGGGAGCGGAUGUGAACUCUAUGGACCUGGAGGCUAGAACGCCACUACACUCUUGCGCCUGGCAAGGCAACCACGACGUAAUGAACAUCCUGCUGUACUACGGAGCAUUGGCAGAUCACGCCUGCAAGCAGGGAGCCACUGCUCUGGGCAUCUCAGCACAGGAGGGUCACGAAAAGUGCGUGAUUGCCCUUCUCCAGUUCGGAGCCAAUCCGUACAAGUCGGAUCAUUGCGGACGCACGCCCAUCAAACUGGCGGCCAAGUCGAGUCGCACCAGCAUCUUAAAGAUCUUCGAGAGCUACACCAAAAAUGAAGCUAGCAAUCCCAACGAACCCAAGUUCCAUGCACAUGCCAGCAUGCUGAGAUCUCCGGAUCAGCCGCCGGCUCUGCCACUUCACCAGAACCUGGCCCCCUAUCCAGCACAUGCGUCUGCAUCUUCGGUCUGUUCGGCGGCCACCACGGCUACAGUGCACAAUGGCAGCCACCUGCACGUCCUCAAUGCCUCCAGUUCCACGCACAGCUCGAACAACUUCUAUCAGAACACCAUGCAGUCAGAUACGAGCAGUUUGCACAAGCGCAAGAGCGUCAUCUCUAGUCAAUCCACGGGCAGCAGCAAUGAUCAAGCGCCGCUUACCUUCACUCAGCAAUUGCAGCGACAAAGCAAACUGAGCUCACGCAACAAUCUGAUGGUUAACUCGAAGCACGCUUCCAGCUCGGGAGCAGCAGGACACAAAAACAAUGGUGGAGGAGGAGGCGCCCAACGGCACUCCCAGGUUCUUCCCGAUCUCAGCGAGCAUCAACUUGCAUCUAACAUGACCAACGAGGCGGACAUGUACGAUAUGGAAUGCAUGUCACCGCUAUAUGCCACACCCCCACACUCGCCCAGCAGCGAGUUGAGUUCGCCCGGACAACUUCCGGGACUGAAUGCCUUCGUGGACGAUGAGAGGGCCGGAACUAGCACUGGCGGAGGAGCCAAGCUCCCAGAUAAUCAUUUCGCACGGGACACGCACAUGCGUAUUAUUCUGGGCAACCUCAAGGAAAACCAGCCCAGCUCCUCGAGCAAGAGCAAGCGCAGCGGAGUAUCCAGCAAUCCGGCUAUGCGGCUUAUCCGUAGUCGCUUCGAUGCCGCCUCCCAGUUAAUCAGACGCACCAACAACAUACUCUCCUCCAGUAGCAAUCAGGGCUCCUCCAGCAUUGGCGUCAAGUCGGGCACCUUCCAGUGGCGUAAGGAGAGUCAAAUGUAAAUGCCAGCGCGGAGAUUACAUUACUUCCCUGAAAACUCACUUCUCUUACACACCCACUUACAUACUCAGUCUUUGAAGCAUUACUUAUUUGAGUUUAUAUACCUUUGUACUUCUGAGAAAGUAUUUGUUUUUUGUGAUAGUUUCAAUUUUAGUAAACUUUUUAAUACGUAUAUUCUGAUUUAACUAAAUAUAUUUAGGCAUACCACCCAUACGAAGUAGUUUAAGGCGUGAGCCAAGUAUUAAGCUAAAAUCCCAUAUAUAGAAUACUUCAUUACAUUUUUGGCAUGCAAAUCGUAGCAAUUAUUCUUCAAUAUAGCGAAAAAUCUAACGAAAUUUAAAUAGAACACGACACGAAUGUAUAUUUAAGAGAGCUCAGACCACAGCACUGUUCUCAGUCUUAUUUUUAAAGUAUUUAUUAAAUCACCUUGCAUAAGA